AUGUCUCCCCUUUUCUCUACGCAGGCAAAUGAAAUUGAGUAAAAGGCAUCAGUAAGAAGAAAGAAGCUAGACCCGCAUACCGUGCGAGGUGAAAAUUACUGUACAUCUUAAGAAGAAAGUAAAUAACAUUUAAUUUUACAUUUGAGAAGAGAAAUAAGAACAAGUGAUAAAGAAGACACAUUGUAAGGGUUUCGACGAUAUUCGGGUGUUUCUUUUCGGACGGUGGACGGAUGAUGUUUGGAGAUAUGACAUGGAGACAAGGGCUAUGCUUUGGCGCCUUUUUAAUGGUAGCAGUGGUGGUGUGCGUGGAGGCCAGUGAUAAGCAUUACACCAAUAGCUUCGUAGUAGAGGUUCAAGAUGGCGACAGUCCCCAUUCUCUUGCCAAGAGACAUAAACUAGAUUAUCUGGGACAGGUCUUGAAACAUCAGAAAAACCUUCACUACUUCCAGAAAAGAUCUGUGGAUGAGGAGGAACCACACAGCCACCGACGGAGAAGGAGCCUUGACGAUGCCACAACUCAACUAGAACAGGACCCUAUGGUAAAACGUGUCGUCCAACAAGAAGGAUACGUUCGAGUCAAGCGUGGAUUCAAAGACCUGAAACAAUUAUACGAGAAUUUUGAUCUUCCCGAAGUAAAACCGCACGCGGAGGAACCAGUCAAAGUUUGGAAAGAUGCCCCCUUUAACGACCCACUUCUCUCAAAACAAUGGUUUAUUAAAAAUAUUGGACAAGCAGACGGGCGGCCAGGAUUAGAUCUCAAUAUAGAAGAAGCAUGGAAGGCCGGAUACACAGGAAAGGGUGUCACUAUCGCUAUUAUGGAUGAUGGUAUUGAUUAUCUUCACCCUGAUAUCGCUCCUAACUUCAACGCCAAUGCUAGUUACGACUUUAGUAGUAACGACCCACUGCCCUAUCCACGAUACACGGAUGACUGGUUCAACAGCCAUGGCACGCGAUGUGCUGGAGAGGUUUCUGCCGUUGCCAACAACGGAGUUUGCGGCGUGGGCAUCGCAUACAACUCCAAGAUUGCAGGUAUUCGUAUGUUAGACCAGCCGUACAUGACAGAUAUCAUUGAAGCUUCGUCCAUGAGUCAUCUCCCUCAAGAGGUAGAUAUCUACAGUGCCAGUUGGGGACCACAGGACAACGGUAAAACAGUGGACGGUCCUAGGGAUUUCACUCUGGAUGCAAUUGCCAAUGGCGUCAACAACGGCCGAAACGGAAAGGGUAGCAUCUAUGUGUGGGCUUCUGGAGACGGUGGUCCAAUGGAUGACUGUAACUGCGACGGAUAUGCAUCUAGCAUGUGGACAGUGUCUAUCAACAGUGCCAUCAAUGACGGUAGGACAGCCCUCUACGACGAGUCUUGCUCAUCAACACUGGCUUCAACCUUCAGCAAUGGAAGGAAGAACCGACACCCUGAGGCCGGUGUGGCCACUACUGAUCUGUACGGAAACUGCACGUUGUCCCAUUCUGGAACGUCUGCUGCUGCACCCGAGGCUGCAGGAGUCUUCGCCCUUGCUCUUGAGGCAAACCCUGAUCUGACCUGGCGUGAUAUCCAACAUCUAACAGUCCUGACCUCCCACAAGAACCAGCUCUAUGACGAGAACUACGAUUGGCAGUGCAAUGGUGUUGGUCUGGAGUUCAACCAUCUCUUUGGGUUUGGUGUGCUUGAUGCUGGUGCCAUGGUCAAGCUGGCCGAGAAAUGGGACAUUGCCCCGGAGAGAUUCCAUUGCACCGGAGCUAAGUGGAACGGAUCAAGCACUGUGAGAGCUGGAGAUAAGUUGGUUCUGAAGCUUAACACCGAUGCUUGCACUGGGCAGAAGGGCCAUGUCCGCUACCUGGAGCACACUCAAGCCAUCAUCACGAUCAACAGCAGUCGCCGUGGAGAUGUUACGCUCAACCUGACCUCCCCAAUGGGUACCCGAAGCAUUCUGCUCAGCACACGACCUCAGGAUGACGACAACAAGGAUGGCUUUCAGCACUGGCCUUUCAUGACCACCCACACUUGGGGCGAGGACCCACGUGGAGAAUGGACCCUAGAGGUUGCUAUGGUAGAUGGCUCCGAACACGCCGCCACUCUGACUGAGUGGUCUCUAGUGCUUCAUGGUACCCAGUCAGCAUCUUACAUUGAAGAAGCCAACGCCAGGUCGAAAUGCAAGGUCAAGGUCGAGCAGCUUGCUAAAGAAGCCGAAGAAGCAGCCCACAACCAGACCAUCAUAGAUCAACGGGAAGAAGAGGAAGUCGACCAGGCAAUGAAAGAAGCCAUGAUGAAGGCACAACUAAAGCAGGAGCAACAGGAGGAGGAACAACAACAACCAGCCGUAGAGAUGCAGGAAGACUACCCCGACGAAGCUGAACCGUCCAGUGAUCAAUAUCCGUAUAACGGCCAGGGAAAUGGUAUAUAUGACUCAGAGGUGUCUUCCAUGUUCGACGACUACAGCUCAUCCGCACCAUCAUACAUCCAAUCCUGGAAAAGGUUCGGCUCAGACGAAAAGUUUUUGACCUUGCUGAAGGAUUUACUCACGAAAGAAGCAGAAGACUAAAUGUAUUACAGACACCAAAGUCAUAAUCCAGGGUACAAUAAUUAAAAUAAGCACAGCUAAUUUAAGUUUUGGAACAUGAAACGAAAACGGAAAAAAACAAAUAUGCGAAGAAUAAUUAACAUUAAUAGAAAUCGCCAAUUUUCUCGAGGAAAGAAGAGGAAAUUUUGUGCUUUAUGUAAGAACAGCAAAAAAAUACAAAUAUAAUCUCUUAUAUUAUUUUAAUCAUGAGACCCUAAUACACUUACCUUGAAAAUAGGGCUUUUCAAAAUGCUUCAUGUAUAUUAUGUUCUUAAUAAGAGCAGGGUUUGGGGCCACGAAAUGACAAAAUCUUUAAGGACUAUUCCCACGGCUUUUAAUAUCCAGUCCAAUUUGGUGUUGGAGCAAACUUGUAAAACAAACUUGUUAACAACUAUUUUCUUUUAUUGUAAUUUAUUUUUCUAAUGUAAACCUACGCAAGGUUAUUUUUUGCAGUUUUUAACAAUUUCUCAUCCAUUCGAUAAGCCGUAUUUUUUGUAAAUAAAAAAGAGGCACGAGCUUCUUUAAUUUUUGUGGAUUAGACUGGAAUAAACUGGAAAUCGGGUUAA
This is a messenger RNA of Strongylocentrotus purpuratus (purple sea urchin), 3121 nucleotides long. RefSeq names its product neuroendocrine convertase 2 (gene pcsk2). Gene Ontology annotation, molecular function: serine-type endopeptidase activity. The coding region runs from base 231 to 2537 and encodes 768 amino acids. Gene Ontology annotation, cellular component: Golgi membrane; trans-Golgi network. The transcript is spliced from 11 exons. The record is from RefSeq and is a predicted model, not a curated record. NCBI's taxonomy places the organism in Eukaryota, Metazoa, Echinodermata, Echinoidea, Camarodonta, Strongylocentrotidae. Gene Ontology annotation, biological process: protein processing.